Molecule: messenger RNA, 2843 nt
Organism: Trachemys scripta elegans
Lineage: Eukaryota; Metazoa; Chordata; Testudines; Emydidae
Product: collagen alpha-1(XXII) chain-like
Exons: 27
Coding region: 176-2482 (768 amino acids)
Source: RefSeq, a predicted model, not a curated record
UGAAAGAAAUGGCUGAGAUUGAAGAAAGUAUUUAGUAUGAGGAAUCUUUAGCUCUAUUUUGUUCAACUUCUCCACAUACUGUCUCUUGAUAUUCUUUGUGUUCCAGCAGAGUCAAUCUAAAGCUUUGUGACCUCAUAGGUACACUGCUCCUCAUCCACGUUUGUUGCUAGAAAGAAUGUGCAUGUACUCAAGAAGUCCUACAAUGAAAUUUCCAGUUCUGAUGGUCCUGGUGACUCUUUUCAAUAUUUUCCUAUGUCAGGAUUUACCAAAUAUUGUAGAGGUUGAUCUUCUUCAGGAGUUCAGAUUGUCCAAAGCAUUGGAUCUAAACAUAGUUGAAGGAUCAAACUCAGAUUCUUUAGUUUACUGCAUAAAUCCUACCAUACAGCUCAGGAAAAACACCAGUGGUGUUCACCCUGACUGCUUGCCUUCAGAAUUUUCCAUCAUUGCUACUUUUAAGAUGCUGGAAGACACUCCACAAAAUGUGUGGAAUUUAUGGCAAGUUAGUGAUUCUGCCGGCAAAAACAGAAUUGGUAUUCGCUUCCUGCGUGACAAAAAAUCUCUGGAUUUCUUUCAUGCCACUCCAUCCAAAACACUCAUGUUCAGGACAUUCAGCAAUGUGGACAAGGCUUUUGAUGGUUCUUGGCACAAGUUUGCAUUAAGUGUGAAAGACGAUGAUGCAAAAUUAUUGAUUGAUUGUCAGGAGGUCAGUGCAGUUCCAGGAAAUGAACAGAGAGGUGUUUAUGGAAACGGAUAUACUUUGCUGGUAAAAAGAUCAGUUGAAGAGUCUCCUGUUUUGGUGGAUUUACAACAACUUGAAAUGCACUGUGAUGCAGAUAAAGCUUACCCAGAAGGCUGCUGUGAGCUGUUGGAUGUUUGUGGAGCAAGCGCUCAACAGGAUCUUACUGGAAACAGAGUAUGUAAAUGUGCCCAUGGGAGACCAGGAGAUCAAGGAACAACAGGGCCCAAGGGGCAAAAAGGAGAGAAGGGAGAGCAAGGAAAGUCUGUCAGUGUUGGAAAUCUGGGAGUCCGUGGUAACCCGGGAAAUUAUGGAAACACUGGAGAGCCCGGUCCAAAAGGUUUAGUGGGCACUAAGGGUGAAAAAGGAAUGAGAGGGUUACAUGGUGAAUGGGGUGAUCAAGGUCCUCUAGGUCUCAAAGGAUUACCAGGAGCAGAGGGCUUCAAGGGGGUAUCUGGAACACCAGGAAACAGAGGAGAGCUUGGGGCAAAAGGAGAAAAGGGAGAACUGGGGCUUGUGGAAAUCAUGGGAUUCCAAGGAGUGAAGGGUAAUGAAGGCUUCUCUGGGGCUGAUGAUUUACCAGGCCAAGAAGGACCUAGGGGUCUCGUUGGUGUUCCAGGGGAUUUUGGUCCACCCGGACCAAAAGGAGCUCCAGGUUUUACCGGCUCUCGAGGAAGGAAAGGUACACCUGGUCCAAAGGGAAUACGUGGAGAUCCUGGAUUGCCUGGGCGAGAGGGGGAUCCUGGUAUAGAGGCCUAUCAAGGAUCUCAAGGGCCAGUGGGUGGUCAAGGUACUUUGGGUUUAAAGGGAGAGAAAGGAUUUCUAGGAGAAGCAGGUCCUGAAGGCCCUUGGGGAAGAACAGGUGAUACUGGUUCAAAAGGGAUUGCAGGAAUUCCUGGUAGGCCUGGCUUCGCUGGUCCCCCUGGAACUACUGGUCAUAUUGGGCUACCAGGAACUCGUGGAUUGAAGGGAAAUGUUGGUGUUCCAGGCAUAAAGGGUCAAGAAGGUGACAAGGGAGAAAAAGGAGUUAAAGGACCAAAAGGAAAUGUUGGAGACAAAGGACCAACAGGACCAGAGGGUGUUAUUGGUAAAAGAGGUCCACCAGGAGAGACUGGAUCCCGAGGCCAACCUGGAGAACAGGGUGUUCCUGGAGAUGAGGGUCCACCAGGAAAUGUUGGAUCAGUUGGACUUCCUGGACUGGCUUUCCCAGCAGCUCAUGUAAUAGAAGUGUGCAAACGAAUUGUCUUAGAACAAAUGUCAAUGUUUGCCAAUAGUGUUGGGAGGAAAUGUGCCAGCACAUGCCCACUUUAUGGAGAUCAGCCUAUGGGGCCUCCAGGACCUGUUGGUUUGCCUGGACCCCCUGGAGAAGAGGGCAAACCUGGGUUAAAUGGAGCAGAUGGAGAACGUGGAUCUAAAGGCUUUUAUGGCGAUGUUGGUGACCCAGGAAAACAAGGACCAAAAGGUGAACAUGGAGACAAAGGAGAUAGAGGUGCCAAAGGUUUUGUAUUUGCUGGCUUUGAAGGCAAUCAAGGCCCAAGAGGUGAAAGUGGAAGAAGUGGACUAGCAUUCAAUGGACUUCCAGGUCAGCCUGGCCCACGUGGACAUAUGGGACGGUCUGGUUUGAGAGGAUACCCAGGACUUAGAGGGCCUCCAGGUAUAUGUAAAACAGGGUGUGAUCCUUAUCUUUCAAAUGAUGUAGAUCAGCAAAGUGAGUCAUCGUCUUCUUUUAUAUGGCAAGCAAAGUGAGCGAAGACUUCAGAGAGAAACAUCAUGAAAUCCUUUGAUGUGGAAGAAAACAAGUGUAAUUGAACAAAGUACGUGUUUGCUCCCUUUUCAAAAUUGAAACCUUUUGAAAAAUACAUAUGAAUUACUGUUUCAUUUAGAAGCCAGUUCACUUUGUGAAUUUUUAAUGUAAAAUAAUAACAUGAUAAUCCUAUCUAAGAAGUGGUAAACCAUUUCAUUUAAAUGGCACCUGUUCAGAUAGAGGCUAUUUGUUUUUAAAAUACUGCAUUUGCUUUUUAAAUGUGAGUACAUUGUACAACUUAUAUUAAUAUAAAGCAAUGCCAUGUUUUAUGUUUGACAUCCAAACAGCUAUUUCUUUUCUGAA